This is a messenger RNA of Purpureocillium takamizusanense, 1055 nucleotides long. RefSeq lists its product as uncharacterized. Bases 28 to 960 code for a protein of 310 amino acids. NCBI's taxonomy places the organism in Eukaryota, Fungi, Ascomycota, Sordariomycetes, Hypocreales, Ophiocordycipitaceae. The transcript has a single exon. The record is from RefSeq and is a predicted model, not a curated record.
GGAAACAACAAUACAGGCAGCGUCACCAUGGCAAAGCAACCAACAUACUUGCUCGCGCCCAAUUUCCGUUUCAAGCCAGGCACUGGUCCGAUCGCGCUUGGCAACAUCAUCGCAGACCCAUUGAGGCCGCAUCGGGCGUUGACGACGGUCGGCGCGGACGUCCUGAAGAGCGCAUACCCCCGCAUCGAGACCAUGGCCGACUACCAUCGCACUGUGUCUCAUAGCACCAGCCGCGACGUGUCCAUGGCCGUGUGGGCGCAAUUCCUGCAGACCGUCUCCGCCAAGAUCUCGGGCGAGCACGGGACUUCGGUGCAGACGAGCUACACCAUGGACGCCCUCGAGACCUCGUACUUUGUCACCGACCCGACGCUCGAGGAGAUAGAAGCCCGCAUCAAGGCCCCGCGCGUACAGGCGGUCAUCAAGGCCGGCAGGAUGCCCGGCCUGCGGCAGCCAGUGUACAUGGUCACCGGCCUGAUGGUCGCCAAGGCCUUCGCGGGCCAGCAGGACCGACAGAAGCACAGGGCCGGCGCGCUGGAGGUUACUGGCGAUGUUCCUACUCCUGCUGGCGACGUAGGCCUAGGAACCAGCCUUUCCCGGUCCUUGGGCACGGAGAAAAGCGACUCGUGGGUGGCCGGCGAAGAUAUAGUGUUUGCCUAUCAGCUGCUCAAGAUUGAGCUCAAAGGCUGGAAAGGAACAAGGAUCGAGUACGACGAGCUCAGGCAUAAAGCCGCCUUUCUCAACAAAGAAAAGGAUGAAGGCGAUGUGGACGAGUAUGAUGAAGACGACCAAGGUGAGGUUAGGCUGCAGAAGAUAGCACAUGUGGAGAGUGUGGACGAUAUACCACACUCUAGGGACGUGGUGACCGGUGCACGACUAGUUCCCACCACAGUCACCAUACGGAAGGAACUGCGAGGGUGCGACGCGCAUAUUCUCUGUAUUUUGGCUGUCGACAACGUAUAGCAUGGGUUCGUAUGUUAACGCCCAUUCCCGUCCGGCCCAGUCCCGAUAUCCUGGGUAAAGUCGGUAGUGGACCAGACAACAUAACCAUGAUGAAC